This is a messenger RNA of Rhineura floridana, 2748 nucleotides long. RefSeq names its product SCAN domain-containing protein 1-like. The transcript has 3 exons. NCBI's taxonomy places the organism in Eukaryota, Metazoa, Chordata, Lepidosauria, Squamata, Rhineuridae. Bases 318 to 1166 code for a protein of 282 amino acids. The record is from RefSeq and is a predicted model, not a curated record.
GGUUGGGGUUUUUGGUCCUUCUCGGGGUGGAUUGAUGCUGGCCUCUUCCUUGUCUUUUCUAUAGUUGUUCUAAGGGAAGAUGGGGGGGUUAAAUCCGAAUUAAAUUAGUCCUCACUGAGGAGGUGACUCCGAAUUAAGUAGUUCUCACGGUGCUAUGCUUAAAUCGCUUUGGGCGUCUGCCGCCCGCCGUGCAAAACCUACAUGGACUCCCGUGAGAUAUUUUUUCAAGCAAAGAAAAACUAGAGCCUGUGGGGGGCCUCUGUUUCCCAAAUAUUCCAGUACAGCUGCAGGAUUGGCAAAUAGCGUUGCAGUGGAAAAUGGCAACCAAGGUGAACAAGCAGAACCUGGAUGCAUCCUGCAGUGACCCCACAGAGGAGACGGAUCCAGGUAACACCAUCGUGGCUGAGCAUCAGGACUUGGAUAGAGGUGAGCCGGAGACAGGUGGUGAAUGUUCAGGAGGAAGAGCCAAACAUUCAGAGAUGUUGCAGCAGCCUGUGGAUCAGCGUCAAGCACCAAGAUUGCAGGUAAAACCAGAAGAGAAGCCAAAGACUGAGACAUCUUUGGUGCCUCCUCCCGCAGAAGUACCUGUGUCAGUUCCAGCGCCACCCUUGGGAGAAGGGAAAGGGGCAAAGCGGAUGAUGGAGGAUGAUGGCGAUACUGACACCUUUAAAGAAAUGCCCGAUGUCUGCCAGGAGGCCAGAGAGCCAGGAAGGGCUAUGCUCCUGCCAGAUCUCUUUGGAGAAGCACAGCAGGCUCAUAGCAGCCUUGAUGCCAGCCGGGCUGGAGGCUGUGCCAAGGUGGAGCAAGCCAUCCCAUGUCUUCCAAAAAUGGGCUCGGAGAACCAGCGCAAACGCUUCCGUGGCUUUGCCUACAAAGAGACUGAAGGGCCCCAAGUGGCUUAUGAGCGACUCCAGGAACUGUUGUUCCAGUGGUUGAAACCAGAGGCCCGUAGCAAGGAGGAGAUUGUUGAGCAGUUGGUUCUCGAGCAGUUCCUGAACCUCCUCCCAGAGGAUGUCCAGCGCUGGGUGCGGGAGCGUCACCCUGAAAAUGGGGAUGAGGCUGUAGCCCUGGCAGAAGACUAUCAGUUUCUACAUCCUGAGCCUGGGAGACGGCCCUAUCCGGAAAGGGCAAGGCAGCGGUCUUCAGCAAGGAGUUGGCUCCGCUGAAGUCACUGGAGCAGGCAGGCAGGACCGGUUAUUGAGAGAAUCAAUCUACCAAGCUGAAGGGGGAAACCUAAAUGGGCAAGAAGAAUCCAGGACUCAGAAACCACAGCACGUUGCUGAGCACAAAAAUACCUUUACAUAGCCUUUCCUUGCAGGAAGACCUUUACCUGGAGGGAACCCUUCACCUCAUCCAACAUCUGUGUAUAUAUAUAUAUAAGGGGAGAAGUGUUGGGAGGAAAAGGGGAUUGACAAGACCUUGCUGGGUCCUUGCUGCAUCCUACAGAAUGCCUCUGUGCACUACUGCCGCAGGGAUAGGUUGGAGGGAGGACAAAGCAUGUUCUGAAGGGAACUUGAGGUGUUUGCGAAACCAGGGAGGGGAACAUGACUAUGGAAUGUAUGUGUAUAUGAGCAUUCUGAUAGGAUGCAGAAGGGAGGAGCCUUGUAACAACAAUGACAAAUAAUAUGUGCUGGUCUGGCUCAGGUUGAUCCAAGCAUCUGAGCCCCCUUUCUGCAGUGCCCUGAUAUGGCGUGUGUCUCACUUCUGCCCCCAAACUCCUCAAAUAGCCAUGCAAGCUCACUUUGUCCUGCCCAUCAGCUUAUGAUUGUCAAGAUAAUGUUGACACCUUGAGUUCUCCUCCUCCCACCCCGCCUUUUUUUGUAUUCAGAGGGAUGCCUUCUUAAUUUGAAGAGGACAGUCUGCCCUGCUUAUCCUGGGAAAAUUGAUGCAUGUUGUGGAGAAAACCUUGAGGUCACUUGGUUGCCACUCCAAGACACUUUGGGCAAAGGGGUAAACUCCGAUCGGGUCCAUCAGGAAAUGCUGGGCUUCUUUCAUAGGGCUGCCUCUUUGCUACACAGCUCCACAAACUGAGGCCAACUCUGUAUGGUGCAGGGUUGUCAUUGCUGACAUAUGCUUCUACAUCAUGCAAGCCCAACAUGAUUGCAUGUGGUGCGGAGCAGUGCUGCCAGUGUGGUUCUCCUUGAUCAUGCAGCGAGUCUUGAUGCCAUUCCCGUACCUCCCUUGGAGCUGCUGGUAUGGAGAUUUGUUAUGCAGUCAGGCAGACAUACAUUGGAAGCCCAUGUUGUGGCACCCCUGAGGAGUCUGGUCACUCAGCAGCAUUUUGAGCAAGCCACCAUGCACCAAGCUUAACAAAUGAAGCCCACCUAAAAGAGGCGACUUCUUACUGGCCAGAAAGGCAGACUUGACUUGUCCCCAUGCUCCAAGGCUCACCAUAAUGACAUCAUAAUCCACAAAAUUCUCCCUGCUAGGAACCAUUUUUCAAUGGGGUGUCCAUGGUCUUGGAGGGAUUUGGAACCUACAGUUCUAAUCUGUGAGCCAAAGUAAUCAGUGCAUCAUAUUUGAGGAGUGGGGUGGGAAGGAAAGGUUUAUAUUAGUGUAUUGGAAUGGGAGCUAAGUGUUUUCUCAUUUGUAGAAACUAAGUUUUUGAUACUCAUCAGUGUCCUGAUGUGAUGUAGCUUACGCUCUUGCCUUGUAUCAGGUGAAUUUUAGCGCUGCUUUUAUUUGUGUAAAUUUCUGGUGUGUGUGUCUGUGGAUGAGCACAUUAAAUAAAGGAUCUUUCCCCCACAA